Maylandia zebra (zebra mbuna) is the source of this 2274-nucleotide messenger RNA. It is a transcript of the gene kctd17, whose product is annotated as potassium channel tetramerization domain containing 17. NCBI's taxonomy places the organism in Eukaryota, Metazoa, Chordata, Actinopteri, Cichliformes, Cichlidae. Gene Ontology annotation, cellular component: cytoplasm; Cul3-RING ubiquitin ligase complex. The record is from RefSeq and is a predicted model, not a curated record. Gene Ontology annotation, biological process: protein homooligomerization; proteasome-mediated ubiquitin-dependent protein catabolic process. Gene Ontology annotation, molecular function: cullin family protein binding.
UGCUCGGUUGGAUAGCUGAGAGAAAAAGCCGAGGCAACAGUCCGGGGUCCACCGCGCUCGUAUCUGGUCUGUGUCCAACUGCUUUUUUUCCUAAAUGGCAACGACGGCAGAGGACCAGCGGGAACCGGCGGACGCCGCUGCACUGUCGACACACCACGGCUGCCACCACCACAACAGCAACAACAAUAACAACAACAAUAAUAACAACAAAGACAGCGAGGCGGGAGAGAGCGCGACCUCUGCCACCGCCAGCUCGACAGAAUCCGGCGGGACGGCGUCGCAGAGCAUCAGUAACGGCUCGGUUAUCAACCCUAACGGGGGGAACAACGGGAAGUGGGUUCGCCUCAACGUUGGCGGCACGGUGUUCCUCACGACGCGGCAGACGCUCCUCAAGGAGCAAACUUCGUUCCUGUACCGGCUGUGCCAGCAGCAGGACCUGCAUUCGGACACGGAUGAGACUGGAGCUUAUGUAAUUGAUAGGGAUCCUACCUACUUUGGCCCCAUCCUCAACUACUUGCGGCAUGGCAAACUGGUCUACAACAAGGAGCUCGCUGAAGAAGGUGUCCUGGAGGAGGCCGAAUUUUACAACAUCACCCCGCUCAUCAAACUGAUUAAAGAGAGGAUCGUAGAGAGAGACUCCAAAGCCACACAGCAGGUGCCCCCCAAGCAUGUCUACCGAGUUUUGCAGUGCCAGGAGGAGGAGCUGACUCAGAUGGUCUCCACGAUGUCGGACGGCUGGAAGUUUGAGCAGGUCAGCGUGCGCACCUGCAGAAAGCCCCGCACCGGACUGCUCUGGACUAUGGUGAACAUCGGCUCGUCGUACAGCUAUGGAACAGAGGAUCAGGCUGAAUUCCUGUGCGUCGUAUCAAAGGAGCUCCACACGGCCGGAUCUGGGCUGGGAACAGAGCAGAGUCACAAAACCAAGCCCACAGAGAUGCAGGAGGAGGAAGCGGCGAAGGAGGAGGAGGAGGAAGAGGGGGGGAGAGAUACCACACCAAAUGAGUGGCUUAGAGAAUGAGGGAGUCAUGUUUCUUUGUUCCAAAGAGAUGCCUGACUGGCUUUUUCAAAUCCACGGGUCCCGGAUGUAGAAAUCACGAGAAUUUAUUUUUCCUAUGCUUGUCAUGUUCUGUACAUGGCAUUUGUGUGUUUUUGUCCGUGGACAGUCAGCGCAAUACGUAGCAUUGUUGCCACUUCAUUGACAAAAUGCUGGUUAGUUUUAGCAAACAUCCAAAAAUGUCUAAUAUCACUGUUAACGCAAUGGAGCAAUACCAUCUUAAAAAAAGAAAAAAGUGAAAUCACCUUAAUUUACAGACAUGCUCAUGUGUUGUGUCUGUGCAGAUGUUAUAUUGCCAAGGGCAGUAGUGCAGCUUAGUAAAUCAUGACCAAAGAGCCAUAUUAGAUCUGGCUGAACCAAGGUGCUGAUUCUUAAUAUGACAGGAGAGAAUUGGCCUCGUCUUGGUUAACCUGGGAGGAGCUGUCCCAUCUGUGCUGCACAGGAUUUGCAUCAUUUUAUUUCCCAAUGAAGCAGCUAUCCCGGUGAUUUAUGCAAUUGUUGCCCAGUCUUUGACCAUCGACUCUGCUGAAGUCCUGACAGUAUUUCAUAGUUUGGUACGAGGUUUUCUCAUGACAAAAAAAAUCACCUUGGUUGUGAAGAAAACCUGCCAGCAGCUGCUGGACCACACAGAGCAAAAGUGUGUUAAAUCACCCAUAUCAGCCUUAUUUAAAGAUGACUUCAAGCGUACUCAAGUAAUUAAAUCUUCACGAGCUCAACUCAAAGUCCACUAAUUUGUUGCUCUCAGUCAUUCAGGAGGGUGUGUGUUUGUGUGUUAGCAUAGCCACUUCUUGGUUUGGACUGUGUAACUGAAGUAGGUCAAAAAUGUGCUUGUGGGGACAAUUUUACACGCUGCACUGGUGAAAACACAAACUGCUCUACAUUGUUGCCCACAGACACACACAUGCGCGCGUAUAUACAUAUAUCCCUUGUUUGUGCUGAUGCAUACCUGCAUCACCUUGCACAACAGCAGUGUUGCUUCGGUCUGUUGCCAUGGCUGGGAUCCAGUUCCUGCUUUGGCCUCAACAGACUUGGAGACGUUGGUGUAGUCAGGAAAGGCUUAAAAAGCAGGCAUGGAGGAGGAAGGGGGCAAGGAGGAGUCUGGUGUACCACAGCUUUGUAAUAUUAGUGAUCAUAUCCUGUUUUUAGUUCCAAUAAAGGCCCCACAGCAAGCAGAUCUGCUGCAGUGCAGGUGUAUGACUGAAAAUAAAAUGUCAAAGAAA